AACUGGAAAAUCAGGAAGUAAAGUGACGCUCAAAUCCAGGUCUACGUCCUACAUAAGUGCACUUCCUAGGGGAUGACAAAAUGGCGUUCCACACACUAUGUAGUGCUCUGUAUAUCCAAUAGAGACCGAAUUGGUAUGAAGCCCAGCGUUUAACCGAAACAUGACGGCUAAUAAAACAGAGCAGACUCGUCCAGACUGAGAUGAAUGUAUUGCUGUGUCCAUUUGUGGUCAUAAUAUUUUCAGCACUUCCUCUGACAUCAUGUCAGGACCUGGUGCCCAUUCAGUUCCAGAGCUCCCCUGUGCAAGUGGCGACAGGAAAAAAUGCUGUGUUUACAGUGCAGACCAUCUCCAAUAUCUUCUCCAUCACGUGGCUCGCUCCCAGAGGAGACACUCUGGGCCAGUGGAUCAACAACCAGGCUGUGAUUAAUCCGAUCGCCCAGUACCUUGACAGAGUUAGCAUCAGUGCCACCCAGCUCACGAUCCGCAGCAGCCAACUCAGCGAUGCUGGAAACUACACGGUCACUGUAACACCGUUCGCUACCACUGGACUGGCCACCAACUCGCUCUCUGUCGCUUUGCUGGUUUACGUUGCGGUGGGUCCAGUGAGUCUGUUCGUACCCUCUGUGACUAUAGAAGGUGGCAACGCGACCUUAACCUGCAGCUGGACUUCAGGCACCAACACCAGCGUCACGUGGGGUAAAGAUAGCACCAAUCUUCCCUCAGACUCUCGCUUCUUCAUCGAUGCUGGGUCUCUGAAUAUCAACCCGGUGAACAGGAACGAUGCCGGAGAAUACAGCUGCACCGUCAGCAACCCCAUCAGCAGCCAGACUGCCACAGCAAGCCUCACUGUUUACUAUGGUCCGGACACCCCUGAGGUGAAGAGCUCGUCCUCUAACUGUGUUGGUGGUGGAGACGCCACCAUUGGCCAGACAGUCCAGCUCACCUGUACGUCUGUCUCUCUGCCCCCUGCUCUCUUAUCAUGGCAGUUCAAAGGUGUGCCCCUGACAACCAGCCAGGCAAACGGUGGCACGCUGAAUUUGCAGAUUUUUUCCAACAAUCAGAGUGGCCAGUACACAUGCUCAGCACGUAACAGCAUCACAACCAAAACGUCGCAGCAGCAGACAACCCUCAAUGUUGUGGAUACGUGUCUGAGUGGAGGUGCAGUUGCUGGAAUUGUCAUCGCCUGCUUUGUAGCACUCGUGUUAAUUAUUGUUGCCAUUGUACUGAUCCUACGUCAGCGAAAUGUUAAUCAGAGACUCUCAACAGUCAUUGGACAGCGGAAACAAAACCUGAACAAUAGGCCGACAGUUAUUCCAGCUCCACCGUAUGGCCAUGAUAAUCCUGGGUUUCUUGGCCAGGGUGACCAGCCUGACCCACCGAUGCACAGUGGUAACAGACUCCAUCGUUCAAAGACUCAAGCCAAUGGCCAACACAACAACUACAACAACAACAAUAUACUGACACAAAACAGAGCAACCAACACCACUGCCUUUCAGCCCAAUGGUCAUCUUAAUACUGACAUGUUCUCAUAUAAUGCCAACCUCCAUGAUAGCCAACGGAAUGGCAAUUCAAAUCAACGCAACACUGGCUCGUUCCAACAAGUGGGCCAACAGAACCCAAAUAUUCUCAUCCAGACUGGCCAAGCUGAGGCGGGACCUCAUACAGUCCUUAUAAACCUUAAUCCACUACGACAAAAUCCGAAUGCCACCACACAACCUCACGCUGUGCAAGUCAGCCUCAAUGCACCUCAGACUUCUUCAGGACAGAACACCAGGCACUAUAAUGAUCAACAAAGCAAUCCUGUCCAGCAGGAGCUUGUUAACACUCGCCACUCAAAUCACAGUCAUGUCAGUGGGUCACACUCCAAUCCUCAGACUUGGACAGAUAACGUCCAUAAUACAGCACAGCCUGGUCACAAUAGCACCUUGAGAAACAGACAACCCAGGGACCACCACGUCACCAACCAGACACGGUCGAGGCGCAAUACUGAAAACACACAUCCUGACUCAGAGGUGACUCCUACACCGUUAGACCACACACACACCACCGUUGUCGACGACUCGAGUUCUAAUACAUACCCACGUCAGAUGCCGUGGGACCUUAUGCAUGGUACACCUGCAUAUCCGAAUCCUCAAAUGGACAGUUAUGCAUCCCAGAAUUCAUCAGAAUCAGCCAGUGAGCAUUCAGCUCCAGCUCCAAGACCCAUCAGGCCACCUGUAGAUGAACAGGUGCGGAACAUUUCCAGAGCUUCAAGAAGAAACUUUCUGAGGCAAUUUGCUCACAGUGCUGCCCAGAGACGUUCUCGAGGGGAUCGGGAUCUGUCAAGACAAGUCACGCAGCCUGCUCAGCCACGUGCUGACUAUCAAAGUCGGACCGCUCCACAGAACAUCACAUCCCAGAGGCAUGACAUGGGCAACGUGGACAGAGCUGUUCCUCAUCAACCCGUUCCAAGGCAGACUGCUCAACCAACACAUUUGAUCAGUCAGGCUGGUCCAGAUCAAAGGCAGACCGGACCUCUCAAUGCUGCCCCUCCAAACUCCCACAUGCUAACUCAGGCUGCUUUGCAGCAGCACACCAACCAGACUCCUAAUCCCUUUGUUAACUGGGUUCAGCAGACCCGAACUGCAUUGCAGCAUCCUGGAGCUCAGUCAAUACCUGCUCAAACUAAUCCUGCGAGACAAACCAACCAGGCUGGUCAAGUUGCUCCAGCUCCCCCUCCAGUCCUGCGCCUAGCGGAGUUUAAAACCCUACCACGAGAGCAUAUACAGAAACCACGUGCUGUAAAGCCAGUUCAGAUGAUGAGACGGCCUGUGGUCAUGCAUCAUGGACGUAGACCUCCCAACAUGCCCAGACAUGCAAGAGCCAUGCUUAGCAACCCACACAGACCCCCAGUGAACCCUCGCAUGCAUGCUCAUGUACAAGGCGUCCCAGUACAUAUCAGCCAGGUCCACAGAAGACGACGCAGACCCUGAGAUAAUCCAGUCCAUGUUCUGAUAAGGCAUCAUGCAAAAUGCAGAGCGAGGUGUGCAGCAGGACUUGAGCUUUAUCCAACCGAAAAACCAGUACAAGCCUCAAGAAACUGUUAAAUGCUAAGUAAUGACGUUCCCGUUUAGUGCUUUCUUCCACAGCCGUUUAUUCAGCAGUUGGUACACAGAUGCUUCCUCUGACGCCACUCAAUUAGCGGCGCCUCCGUGGACGAGGCGCUCGGCUAACCAUGAAGGAGAGCCACCAAACGAACGGACGCGCUCUUAUUUAUUAUGCACAUUUGUUUAUUGCUAAUGACUUGGAAAAUCCUAAUGACUUGGAGUGGUGGUUAUCUUGAAGGGCUCAGGCAAAUUGGAUUUUGAAAAUAAGCACAACAAAGGAAUAAUUUGUCCUGGCUCUCCUUGCUGAGGAGAGCAAGCUGAUUAAUUACAAACGUUAUUGUUUUACUUCUUUUUAAUUUUAUUGUUUAUUCAUGUGUCCUGUUAUGGAACUUGGUAUUAAAUUAUCUUCAUAUUAUGGAGAACGCUGGAUUCAACUCAAAUGAAAGUAGGGCUCCUUUUUUAUUUAAACACUAUAUUUUAAAGAAAACACUGAUAUUAAAUAUGAUUAAAAUUGCACUUUAUUUGGGUUCGAGAGUAUUUGAUAAAGCCGGUGAUAUCUGCAUCAUACUGUAUAUAAUGUUUUUUUUUUUUUUAAGAAACAGGUCUUUGUGAAAACAUGUGCCGAGGUGGCAUUUUUCAGUUUAGCUGCAUCAUUGACGUAACACCUGAAACCUACGUAUGCUUUUACGCAAAGCAAUGGAAUAAAAUAUUUCUGGCUGAAAAGUGAAGGGGAAAUUAUGUGGGAUGUGAAAGACGGUCAUUUACAGCUACUUUAUCUCAACCUUUAUCUUGGUAUGAAGUUUCCAAACUUCUGCUUUGUGAGCCACGAGAAAACAAAAGGAUGAAUGUUUUGCAUUUCUGUGUCAUUUCACAGAUGGCUCUGUAAUAAAAGCUCAGGGUAAAA
Molecule: messenger RNA, 3990 nt
Organism: Neoarius graeffei (lesser salmon catfish)
Lineage: Eukaryota; Metazoa; Chordata; Actinopteri; Siluriformes; Ariidae
Exons: 9
Coding region: 201-2972 (923 amino acids)
Source: RefSeq, a predicted model, not a curated record